AUGGAUAACAAAAAGCUUACUACUCUAGUCCUUUUGGAUCUCUCAAAAGCAUUUGACAGCGUGGACCAUUCAAUCCUGUUAAAGAAACAAAGCAACAUUGGGGUUUCAGGUGAAGCCCUUAGCUGGUUUGAAAGCUACAUUUCAGAUAGAAAGCCGUUCGUUCGCAUUGACUCCCCGGUAUCCGAAGUCCUUCCAAUUACCCACGGAGUGCCUCAGGGAGCAAUAAUAACACCGCUAUUGUUCUGCAUCUAUAUAAAUGACCUCUCAAGAGUACCACAGUCGUCCGAGUUGGAAUCAUUCGUCGACGAUUCUAAGAGCUUCAUGUCAUUUCCAAUUGAAGAUAUCGCUAGUGCAAAAACAAAGAUAGGAGAGAUCCUAAAUUUGGUCGCAACUUAG
Messenger RNA from Paramuricea clavata, 396 nucleotides. Lineage: Eukaryota; Metazoa; Cnidaria; Anthozoa; Malacalcyonacea; Plexauridae. The record is from the annotation of a GenBank genome assembly.